This is a messenger RNA of Hyphopichia burtonii NRRL Y-1933, 1277 nucleotides long. It is a transcript of the gene REI1, whose product is annotated as Rei1p. The transcript has a single exon. Bases 48 to 1241 code for a protein of 397 amino acids. NCBI's taxonomy places the organism in Eukaryota, Fungi, Ascomycota, Pichiomycetes, Serinales, Debaryomycetaceae. Gene Ontology annotation, biological process: ribosomal large subunit biogenesis. The record is from RefSeq and is a predicted model, not a curated record. Gene Ontology annotation, cellular component: preribosome, large subunit precursor.
ACUCGUGUAACUUGGCCUUCCCCACGCCGGAAGAUCAACGUAUACAUAUGAAAUCAGAAUGGCAUCGUUAUAAUCUUAAGAGAAGAGUUGCACAAUUACCACCUAUAGAUGAAGAUCUUUUCAACAAUAAAGUUGCAGCAUUAUCUUUGAAUGACAAUGAAGAUAGCUCUAAGAGCUCUGGAAGUAAGAAGAAUACUACCAAUGAUAAACAAUUAACCAAAAAAGAAUUAAGGAGAAGAGAAAAAGAGGCAUUACAAGAAAAGAAGAGACAGAUUUUAGAGACUGCAAGACAGGCCAUGAUAGCAAAGAGAAAUGGAGAGCCUUUUGAGAUAAAGGAACAAGAAGCUGAAAUUAAAGAGGUUGAAGCUGAAAUUAAAGAGGAGGGAGCUGAAAAGAAGGAUGGGUUAGAGAAGAAAGAUGAAGAGCCAAAAAAUGAGGAAGAAUUAACUCCUGAACAAGUCCAAGAACGUUUAAUAGCAGAAAAACUUGCUAACCGUACUGAAAUACCCAUUACUACAUGUUUAUUUUGUCAUGCUAAGAAAGGUGCUAAUUUUGAAAGCUUAGAAGAAAAUGAAAGUCAUAUGUUCUCCCACCAUGGUCUCUAUAUACCAGAACAAAAGUAUUUGGUUGACAAAGAAGGCUUGAUUAAAUACUUGGGCGAAAAAAUCGGUUAUGGUAAUGUUUGUCUUGUAUGUAAUUAUCAAGGUAGAAACGUUGAAGCCGUUAGAGAGCAUAUGCUCAAUAAAAGACAUAUGAAAAUACCGUACGAAUCUGAAAAUGAAAAAUUAGAAAUAUCAGAAUUUUAUGAUUUUAGCUCAACUUAUGACUCUAAUGCUGUACAAGUUAAUGGUGAUGAAGGUGAUGUGGAAGAAGGUGAUUGGGAAGACGUUUCUAGUGGUGAAGAAGGUGACGAUGAUGACGAAGAGUUACCUCCAAAUGAUAAUAAUGCCCUUUACCAAAAUAAUAAAGAACUUGUUUUACCUUCUGGUGCGGUAAUUGGACACCGUUCAUUAGCAAGAUAUUACAGACAAAACUUACCACCAGACCGUAUCUUAUCUGAAGGUCAAGGUACUGUUAUUGCAGCAGAAACUAGACAUUUCAUGAAUUUCAAAGAUAAGGCCGAAGUCUCUGCUCAAAAGAGGGCUUGGGGUAGAGAAAAGAAAAGAGAAGAUAUUAAUGAUAGAAGAUCUGCUAAGUUCAUUAAUAACCAACCUCAUUACAGAGACCAGUUAUUACAGUAGGUUAAGUGAAAUAUAUAGUCAUAUAAAUAAACGUGC